GUUCUCCAUUUUGUGUUAUGCUUGAAGGUUAGCGUAUAGAGUCGUGCGUACUUCCCUAAUGGCUAGCUGGGGAGCACUGUAGCUCAGCUUGUUUACUUGCCGUUCCACUUCUGCUUCUCAGGCCUGCAAUAAGAAUCGAGAGACGUAAAUAUCAAACUGACCCCUUCACUCGGCUUGACUUUAGCUUUUCAUCGACAUAUGUAGGACGAAGAUACGACGCCAGAGGAUUUCAUAAAUAGCAAGUCACUAUUGGCGUGUUGUGCUCGGCCAAUUUCAACCACAACAAUGUUGACUGACGACAGGUGGGCUCCCGUCAACAGGAAGUCUUUUCAAGGAUGGACAACAGUGAAGUAAAGCUAACACUGAGCAGAGAUGACCGUGCAGGUAAACCGGUCAACAUCCAAACUCCAGUGGGGGACAGUCCAUUGAAAGUGCCCCCACUCAGCGUUAGCAACUCUCCAGCCUCUGUUCUUCUCCCUUCCAGUCAAUUAAUGCAGCCCGGACAGUCUAACGGCCUCAACAGCAGCCCUGCGCUAGUGGAAGUGGCAUCCUCUUCUAUCACUGCCAACGUUGGCGCGUUGCAGGAAGAUCCCCAACCUAAGGGCUUGACCAAAGAUCAGAAGUUGCUUUCAUCUAGUCGCCUAAACUUCGAGGAGAAGUUGCCACAGUCAGGGGGCAGGAUAGCACACCUAACUCCGUCUUCCAUGGAUUCCCUUAUCGGAGGAUCCGAUCCGAGCUUUUUCACCAUGAAAACGGAAGAUUUCUCUUUGGAUAAAGUAGGUCACGACCCUAUUGACCUUGAUCAUGCUUUUGAGCACAUUGGCAAAGACAUAGACAUGAACCAGAAGUUAUUCAGCGAUAACACGAUGGAUCUGCUCAGUGACUUUGAGCUCAACGGCUCUCCUUCGGAUUUUUAUGUCGGGGACGACGCUUUCCUGUCCACUUUAGCAGAUGAUGCUCUGCUGCCAGAUGUCACCCAGGAGAAGGAAAUCAAGCCCGUUACGGCUGAGAACGCUAACAGCAGCGGCCCGCUCGCUUUCAAUGGCAACAACAUCAUCACCAGUCCCGAUCAGUCCAGCUCAAAUAUUUCCACAAAUGUAGCGCCAAACCCCAUUUUGAUUAAGAAAGAAAAAGACGGCAGCUUCAUUCAGCUCUGCACUCACGGUGUGAUUAAUCAUGAGAAGAUGUCCUACUGCCAGAUAAGCAGUACCACAUCCUCAGACCUGCCCGCAUCCAGUCCCAUCUCCAUCUGUGGGGUGAGCACCUCGGGAGGUCAGAGCUUCCACUUUGGACUUGGCCCACAGCCACUUAAGGAUCAGAAAGUGGUCACCUGCCAGUAUGUUCCCGUUGGCGCACCCUGGAACCAAGGUCUGACUCCUGGGCAAGCGUCAGGCUUGAAUCAAGUCUCUGAGGCCUUCUCAGCCACUCCUACCUACCGCAGCGGCUUUGCCAGCUCGACUUCCCGACCGGAAGGCACCAUGGCACCGUCGUCAUCAACCCAGGGCAAGAGUGGCGCUCACAAAAUCUGCUUUGUGUGCUCCGACGAGGCUUCCGGGUUCCACUACGGUGUGCUCACAUGCGGGAGCUGCAAGGUCUUCUUCAAAAGAGCAGUAGAAGGCCAACAUAACUACUUGUGCGCUGGAAGAAACGACUGCAUCAUCGAUAAAAUCCGCAGGAAAAACUGCCCAGCCUGCCGCUUCCGCAAGUGUCUGAUGGCGGGCAUGAAUCUCGAAGCGCGCAAAACCAAGAAGAAUAACCGCCUCAAAGGUGCCCAGACGAGCAACCCGCCCGAGCUGCUCCCCCCGAAGCUGGCCGAACCUCAGGCGAUCGUGCCCAAGUGUACGCCGCUGCUGGCCCCCACAAUGCUGUCCCUUCUCAAGGCCAUCGAGCCGGACACCCUCUACGCGGGCUACGACAACACCCUCCCCGACACCCUCGCUCGCUUCCUCACCUCCCUCAACAGACUGGGCGGCCGGCAGCUCAUCUCGGCCGUCAAGUGGGCCAAGGCUUUGCCAGGUUUCCGGAACCUCCACCUCGACGACCAGAUGACCCUGCUCCAGUGCUCGUGGCUCUUCCUUAUGUCUUUUAGCCUGGGCUGGAGGUCUUACCAGCAGUGUAACGGCAGCAUCCUCUUUUUUGCGCCGGACCUCAUCAUGAACGAGGAGCAGAUGAAGUUGCCCUACAUGGCCGAACAGUGCGAGCAAAUGAUGAGGAUUGCCAGCGAGUUUGUCCGGCUGCAGGUUUCCCACGACGAGUAUCUUUGCAUGAAGGUCCUGCUGCUUCUCAGCACGGUGCCAAAGGACGGCCUGAGGAGUCAGGCGGCUUUCGACGAGAUCCGGAUGUCAUACAUCAAGGAACUGGGGAAAGCCAUUGUGAAGCGAGAGGAGAACUCCAGCCAGAACUGGCAGCGUUUUUACCAGCUCACCAAGCUGAUGGACUCCAUGCAUGAGAUGGUCGGCGGGCUUCUCAACUUCUGCUUUUACACCUUUGUGAAUAAAUCGCUGAGUGUGGAGUUCCCGGAAAUGCUGGCCGAGAUCAUCAGCCACCAGCUUCCCAAAGUCAAGGCCGGGGGCGUCAAAGCUCUCCUUUUCCACCAGAAAUGACCGUUAGUUCCCAAACGGACACCAUGCCUUAACACCCGCCACCACCAACAGUAUCACCUACUUUCGCCCUAAAGCGUCGCAGUUAAAAGACUGAGAACGUCUUUGGGAGUGAACUGAGGUUUUUUUAGGAAUCUUCUUCAAAAAUUGUCUUGUGGACAAAAGCACUUCACAACCGUGUUGUCUCAGGUGACUCCCUUCAAAUACACAACUAGAUCUCACAGAUUCUACACAUGAAUUAUUCUAUACACAUUUGAUAAUAGAUUUCCAGGUUGUAGUCACAUGCGAACAAACUAAACUUGAUGACUAAUUCGAUUUUUGUAGUUAUCAUAGGAGGCUGCGACUAGGUAGCAACCCUCUGUAAUGAUCCAGCUUGAUUUUAUGCUUUGAUCCGGUUUGAUAUGAAAAACAAUGCCCGAGGAUUGUUCUUUCUUUUCUUACAUUAGACAUUUAAUAAGAUUACUCCACAAGCUGACCUCUUCAAGGUUUACCAUCGUUUCAUAAAGGGAAAAAAAAAAAAAAAAAAAAGUGCCUUUGUUUUGUUGUUGCGUAAAUAAUCAUCUCAGCUAUCUCUCAACUAUACCUGUCGGGGGCAUACCUCUCCUCAGCCCAUUGCAAGUUUACCCUGAUUGUACUCCACGCAGUUGCAACGCUUCCUUUUGAAACGACUGUGUUUUUCCUUGCUCCUUUGAGUGGAUGGAUCUGUGCGCGUGUGCGUGAAUAGUCCCCAGACCACACAGGAAAUUGCCCGAGUGCGACGCAAGCGCUUUGGACUCGGCUAUAAAGGCUUUAAGACUGUGAAGGGUGACUGACUGCGGCUUCUUUUUAGGUUUUAGCCUCCCUAAUCUCAAUUUGGCACCCCCCUCCCUUUAUUCGCUCAUUUAUUUACUUUAACCUCGGAAUCAAUUUAACAGCUUGUGAUUUGCGUCAACCAAUCAGAAGAGAGAUCCUAUUGUCAUGCAGAUUUGUAGCUUAUCAGUGCAUCCAAAGGGUGCGGCCAUGAUGGCGAGGAUGUGAUGGUGAUCAAUGUCGCCACCAAAAUCAGCUCGCUGAAUUUUAUUCAAAAUGCCCACAAACACUUCUGAUGUUAAACAAUAUUAUCAUUGAAGGGUUUGCAUGUUUCCUCAUCUAGUGGCUUUGUUACUUAACUUCAGAAGAGUACCAGGCGUCUUUUAACGUUAGGGCAUUAGAGGCCUAUUUUGCACUGACUGUCAUUAAUGGAGCUGUCAUUUAGUUGAACGGUUCUUUUUUCAGGUUGGCAUGUUUAGAUGAUCUGCCAUAAAAAUUGGUGCACAUUCUGGAUUUUGUCUAAUUUAGGUUUGUCGCUGCCAGAUAUGGCUCUUUUGGCGACAUUAAAAACGUUAUUAAAAACAAUACAUUCGUACACUCAAAAAAUCGUUGGUCUUAGGGAAUUUAAUUGUAUUUAACCUAUAGUUUUUUUUUUAAACGGCAUGGCUCUCAUAGGAAAUUAUUUUUUUAAAUUGGGCAUUUAUGGCUCUGUCCGCCCAAAAGGUUCCUGACUCCUGGUCUUGCGUUUCUUGGAGUGGACAACUUAAACCAAAAUUAAUUAGAGCAAAGGCCACUAUUUGAGGAAAUACUGGAGUUGUUAGUCAGGUCACUUGAUUCAUACAAUGAUCAUGGCGUCAGCUUCCGUGGAAGGGCAAAUUCAUUAAACACAAAUGUGGAGGCGCCUAUUACUAAUGUCUGAUCCAGGCUCAGGUGAUUGUCUUUCUAAUCCAGCUUUUUUUUAUUUUAUUUCAUAAAGUCUUUAAUCGUCAACUCUUUUCUCCAUUCGUUUGGCUAUCAGAAAAAGUCACGUUUUUGCCAUCUUUAAGGUUUACUUUCACAUUCAGUGAACCCAAAUCUCUGCUGCUGCUCUUUUAAAUCACAUACCUAUAAACAGUAUAUAUAUAUAGACAAAUACUUUAAAUACUAAUAACGCACUUGCCUCGUCUUGUUUAGAAAGGUGGCUAUCUUUCUUUCCUGUUCAACAAAAUAUGCAGUAGAAAUGACAGAUUAAUUAAUCACCACCAUGUCACAUAUAAGCUAUUUUCAUACAGAUGUUCAGGAACACGUAUACAGUAACAAACAUGGAUCAGACCGCAUACACAAAGCCUAUUUUAAUGUUCAAUUGACAACAAGGUGACCAAAGCACUUAUUCUCCACACAAACUCGCCAAGUAACUUUUUGUUUAUAUGUGUGCGUGCGCGUUUGUAAAACGAAACAUGACGGCUUCUGUGACAUUGUGUUAAACUGUGAGUCGAGUACACUAGAAUAGGAGUCAAGUCUUUUUCACACCAACUGUAAAAGUCAUCAGCCGGCUUGAACGGGAAAAGCUUUGCACUAGCCAACUGUUGUUUGGAAAUCAAUUUUGUACAAAUUAUAUGCAGACGUUUGUAGACUUGUCAAGGGCAAAUACGAGCUUGGUUUUCCUGUACAUACAUUAUACAUAUAGAUAUACUAUAUAUAUAAAGUAUAUCCCGUGUAAAGACAAGGUGAACUUUUUUUUUUUUUUAUUACACACUUGUCUUUGUUUCCUCUCCACUGUAGUGCCACUACAACCCCCCCCCCCCCCCAAUUUCUCUAUGUAUGUUCUGUACCUCUCUUCCAUCCGAAUGUCCAUGCUGAUUUUUUCCAGAUUUUUUAAAAUGCAGUCAUGUCGUUCUUUGUAAGUCACUGUUCAAGCACCAGUUUAGCAAAAUAAAAGCUUUCCCUCCUGGCA
Molecule: messenger RNA, 5322 nt
Organism: Syngnathus typhle (broad-nosed pipefish)
Lineage: Eukaryota; Metazoa; Chordata; Actinopteri; Syngnathiformes; Syngnathidae
Gene: nr3c1
Product: nuclear receptor subfamily 3, group C, member 1 (glucocorticoid receptor)
Exons: 9
Coding region: 336-2603 (755 amino acids)
Biological process (GO): regulation of DNA-templated transcription; nuclear receptor-mediated glucocorticoid signaling pathway
Cellular component (GO): nucleus
Molecular function (GO): sequence-specific DNA binding; DNA-binding transcription factor activity; nuclear glucocorticoid receptor activity
Source: RefSeq, a predicted model, not a curated record